Molecule: messenger RNA, 1416 nt
Organism: Punica granatum (pomegranate)
Lineage: Eukaryota; Viridiplantae; Streptophyta; Magnoliopsida; Myrtales; Lythraceae
Source: RefSeq, a predicted model, not a curated record
CCUCUCUUCAGAUCCAAGUCUCCGUCUGGUAAAAGCUUCAGCUCCGAGGAAAGAAGAAGAAGAAGAAGGAGGAGAAGAAGAGCCACAUUCCCCUGCCCAAGUGCUGCUGAAGGAGAAGAACGGCAAUGGAGGCGAAAGGGGUCUCCGCCUUUGCAGUUAUUGCCAUCCUAUCCCUCAGCCUCCUGCUACUCGCGGCGGACGCCUUGGAUGACGGGAAGACGCUGGUGAAGAAGGUGAAGGGCAAGAAGCUGUGCAAGAAGACGGAGUGGGAGUGUAACCAGUGGUCGGUGUACUGCUGUAACGAGACGAUCUCCGACGUCUUCCAGGUCUACCAGUUCGAGAACCUCUUCUCCAAGCGGAACUCCCCCGUCGCCCACGCCGUCGGCUUCUGGGACUACCAGUCCUUCAUCCUCGCCGCCAACAUCUACGAGCCCCUCGGCUUCGGCACCACCGGCAACAAGACCAUGCAGAUGAUGGAAAUCGCCGCCUUCCUGGGCCACGUCGGCGCCAAGACUUCCUGUGGGUAUGGAGUUGCGACCGGAGGACCACUGGCCUGGGGCCUUUGCUACAAUAAGGAGAUGAGCCCGAGCCAGUCAUACUGCGACGACUUCUACAAAUUUGAAUAUCCAUGCACUCCUGGAGCUGAAUAUUAUGGCCGCGGAGCCUUGCCUAUCUACUGGAACUACAACUAUGGUGCGGCUGGAGAGGCAUUGAAGGCGGACCUCCUGAAUCAUCCAGAAUACAUCGAGCAGAAUGCAACCUUAGCCUUCCAGGCUGCUAUUUGGAGGUGGAUGACCCCAGUGAAGAAGGGCCAGCCCUCAGCCCAUGAUGUCUUUGUUGGCAACUGGAAGCCCACCAAGAACGACACCCUCGCCAAGCGGGUCCCUGGGUUUGGUGCCACCAUGAACCUCCUCUACGGGGACCUCACCUGCGGGAAAGGCGACAUCGACCCCAUGAACGUAGUCAUGUCUCACUAUCUCUACUAUCUUGACCUGCUGGGUGUGGGGCGAGAGGAAGCAGGCCCCAACGAAGUGAUGAGCUGUGCAGAACAAGGUCUGUUCAACCCUCCUGCUCCACCUUCCACAACUGCUGCCGCCUCUUGAGCUCCCUUGAGCCCGGGGUUUCGUAAGUCACUGAGUCAAUGAAUCAUCAUCAAUAAGGAUCAUGUCGAAACUGUGCCUUAUUGCUUCUUAGUGUCGGAAUUGGCCGAGAGCUUACAUAAGAAGAAAAAUUGGGUUGCAUAUAUGUGUAAGAAGAUUUAGCCGCUAUUUAUCCCGAUAUUUGUUGUUUGUUUGGUCCCUCAAUAUUUGUUCUGAUAUGUGUUAAGUAGGUACUGUCCAGUCCACUGUUCUUUUGUCUUGUAAUUCUUGGAAAACAUAUACAUCUACUUUUGAUUUGUGUGCUCUGACUCUCUUC